Messenger RNA from Lolium perenne, 1741 nucleotides. Its product is annotated as WUSCHEL-related homeobox 6. Gene Ontology annotation, molecular function: DNA binding; DNA-binding transcription factor activity. The record is from RefSeq and is a predicted model, not a curated record. NCBI's taxonomy places the organism in Eukaryota, Viridiplantae, Streptophyta, Magnoliopsida, Poales, Poaceae. Gene Ontology annotation, biological process: adventitious root development.
AGUACUAGAGAAUUCAUAUUCUCCAGGACAUUCUUCCUCUUCACUAGCCCCCUUCUUGCUAUAAGUACAACCCUCAACAAAGACAUGAGGGUGCAAGUGUGGUUGUCCCCUUGAAUUGGUGCCUCUCUUCUUCCUCAACCUAGCGAGCUACUCUCUGUCCGACCUCACUCCAAAUUAGCCAGCCAGAAUCUACAGCCCUCCACACCUAGCUAGUGUGAUCAACCAACGCGUCUUUACCCGGACUAUCCAACAAUUCGAAUCAUGGAGGGGAGCAGCAACAGUCCGGACGGGCAGUCGUCCGGCGGCAGCCCAGAGGAGCGAGGCAGCAGUGGUGGCAGCGGCGGUGGCGGAGGGAGGGGGGCAGGGGAGCCGGUGCGCUCCAGGUGGACGCCCAAGCCGGAGCAGAUACUGAUCCUGGAGUCUAUCUUCAACAGCGGCAUGGUCAACCCGCCCAAGGACGAAACCGUCCGCAUACGCAAGCUGCUAGAGCGCUUCGGUGCCGUCGGUGACGCCAACGUCUUCUACUGGUUCCAGAACCGCCGCUCCCGCUCACGCCGCCGCCAGCGCCAGAUGCAGGCCGCCGCUGCUGCCGCUGCAGCGGCCUCCUCUUCCGCCUCUGCCGCCGCGAAUACCUCUCCAGCUGCAAGCUCCACCAUCAUGGGCCUUCCAUCUCUCGCCGGUGCAGUUCAUGCCAUGGCCCCAAUCGGUGGGAGCGCCUGCCAGUACGAGCAGCAGGUGAGCUCGUCCUCCUCGUCGGGAAGCACAGGAGGGUCGUCUCUGGGGCUGUUUGCACACAGCACGGGGAUGUCGAGCGCCGCCGCCGUAGGGUACCUGCAGGCUUCGUGCGGUGCCUCGUCGCCGCUGGCGUCGGGCCUGAUGGGGGACAUCGACGGCGGGGGAAGCGACGAUCUCUUCGCUAUCUCGCGGCAGAUGGGGUUUGUGGGUAGCCCCGGCGGCUCGUCAUCGGCGGCCACGACCACUGCCGUGCAGCAGCAGUACUAUGCGUGCCAAUUACCUGCAGCGACGAUCACGGUGUUCAUCAAUGGAGUCCCAAUGGAGGUCCCGAGGGGUCCAAUAGACUUGCGAGCCAUGUUCGGCCAGGAUGUGGUGCUUCUCCAUUCCACUGGGGCCGUCCUCCCAGUCAACGACUAUGGCACUCUAAUUCAGAGCCUGCAAAUGGGAGAAAGCUAUUUUCUGGUGUCGAGGCAGACUUGAAAAGGUGCCAAUCUAAAUCAAGUUGAUACAGAUCUCUAGUUCUCUACUCAUUAUCAUCGGAUCAGAUGCAUGGAGCGUCCGUGCGCAGUUCUUCAACAAUCAUAACCGGAUGCUCUCUUGCAUGCAUAUCAUGCAUCGACCAGUCGAGAAGCAAGCUAGCUAACCUGGCUACGACAAAGCAAGUAAUUAAAAUAGUACAAGUAUAUGCGGGUUGCACCAUCAGUAAGUGCGACGUACUUAUAUAUGCCAUUUAAAACAUACAAAAGCGUGGGCGGCCGAGUAGAUUACGAGUUACAGUGGAUUGUCAUCUCAUCCUGAUUUACAUUACUAGUACACAAGGACAUGCGUGUGCGUGCAUGCAUGCUGGCCCUUGACAGUCGAGCUAAAUAUUAUUUUCAACUAGCUAGAUGCACAUUUGUACUCGGUUUACUAUCGUACUAUCAUCGUCGUAAUGCUUUAUGUAUCAACCAAAAGCGUUUGGAAUGUUUGUUCGGCCUGGUGGAAAUAUUAGACUAUAUAUAUGUUA